GAGAGCCAGGUCCCCACUGUAAAAGUUGUCCCCUUGCAAAGAAAGGUUUGCUUGGAUUCUGGUUUCUUCUAUGUCAUCGAUCAUGGAAUCAGUGAGGAAUUCAUGGAUGAGGUUUUUUCCCAAAGCAAAAGGUUCUUUGAUCUACCCAUAAAGGAAAAAAUGAAGCUUCUAAGGAACACGAAGUAUCGAGGAUAUACUCCUGUUCUACAUGAACAUUUGGAUCCUAUCAAUCAAGUUCACGGAGAUUACAAGGAGGUAUAUGAAAUUGGUGUUGAAGCACCUGAAAAUGAUUCUAACGUAGAGAAGCCAUUUUACGGGCCAAAUGUUUGGCUCUCGACAGGUGUAAUAUCUGAUUCUACAAUGGGAUUAUAUGGAGCCGGUGCCCAUUCUGAUUAUGGUUUGAUUACCCUCUUGGCCACGGAUGAUGUUGGUCUCUAA
Molecule: messenger RNA, 438 nt
Organism: Ilex paraguariensis (yerba mate)
Lineage: Eukaryota; Viridiplantae; Streptophyta; Magnoliopsida; Aquifoliales; Aquifoliaceae
Source: the annotation of a GenBank genome assembly